Messenger RNA from Daucus carota subsp. sativus, 1633 nucleotides. RefSeq names its product fasciclin-like arabinogalactan protein 8. The record is from RefSeq and is a predicted model, not a curated record. The transcript has a single exon. Gene Ontology annotation, cellular component: plasma membrane. Bases 194 to 1441 code for a protein of 415 amino acids. NCBI's taxonomy places the organism in Eukaryota, Viridiplantae, Streptophyta, Magnoliopsida, Apiales, Apiaceae.
UAUAAUCCGUUACAUCAUUACCUUAAUACAACCUUAAUUACUGUCCUUAAAACCUCCAAACUCAAUCCUCACAAUUCCCGAUACACUUUCACAAACCAUAGUUAAAUCUCCCUUAACCCACUGUUAUAUCUCAUCAACCUCCAUAUUACACCCACUCUCAUCUCUCUCGAUCUCUCUCACUUCACCAUUCCCAAUGUCUCUCCCAGCUCUCAUCUUUCUCCUCUCUCUCCUUACUUUCUCCCACGUUCUCUCCGCCACCAACAUCACCGACGUCCUCUCGUCCCACCCCGAAUACUCCCAAUUCAACACCUACCUCUCCCAAACCAAACUCGCCGACGAAAUCAACACCCGCCAAACCAUCACCGUCCUCGCCGUCACCAACGCCGCCUUAGCCCCCCUCGCAGGCAAGCCCCUCUCCGUCAUCAAAAACGUCCUCAGCCUCCACGUCAUCCUCGACUACUUCGACGCCAAAAAACUCCACGACAUCCCCGACGGCUCCACUCUCUCCACCACCUUAUACCAAACCACCGGAAAUGCACAAGAUAAAAUAGGCUUCGUCAACAUCACAGACCUCAAAGGCGGUAAAGUCGGGUUCGGGUCGGGCAUAUCCGGAUCCAAACUCGACUCAUCAUACACCAAAGAAAUCAAACAAGUCCCUUAUAAUUUCUCCGUCAUCGAGAUAUCCACGCCCAUCAUUGUCCCAUCAAUCUUAACCGCCCCGGCCCCAUCUGAUGCCAACAUAACCGGUUUACUCGAAAAAGCCGGCUGUAAGACAUUCGCCGGUUUAUUACUCAACACCGGCGUAUUAAAAGUUUAUCAAUCAGCUCUCACAAAAGGCUUAACAGUGUUUGCGCCCAACGAUGAGGCGUUUAAGAAGAAAGGAUUGCCUGAUUUGACCAAAUUGACCAAUGCUGAACUGGUUAGUUUGUUACAGUACCACGCAUUGCCGAGUUACAGUCCGAUUGGAUCGUUGAAGAGCUCGAAGGAUCCGAUAAGUACGCUGGCCACAAAUGGAGCUGGGAAGUACGAUUUGUCGGUGGUCACGGCGGGUGACUCAGUGAGUCUGAAAAAUGGACUCGGUGAAUCGAGGAUCGCGGCGACUGUGAUUGAUUCGACUCCGUUUGUUAUAUAUACGGUUGAUAAUGUGCUUGUGCCGAAGGAGUUGUUGAGUGUUUCGCCUUCCCCGGCGCCGACGCCCGGUCCGGCGGAGGCUCCAUCGCCGGCGGAUGAUAGUCCAGCGCCGAGUCCGAAUGCGGAUGCGCCGGCUCCGGUUUUGUCGCCGCCGGCACCUCCUACUGAGAGUCCUAAUGCGGGGCCGGCGGAUGCGCCGGGGAGUGAUUCGGCGGAUGAUAAAGCGGCGGCCGGGGAUUUUGCACCGGGAAAAGUUGGUGUGUUCGUUACAGUGUCAGUUUGUGUAAUUGUGGCGGCUUUGGUGUCCUAGAUGGUCAUUCCACUUUCGUGUCUAUUUACAUUCCAUCUUGUUUUAGUUUUUCUUUUAGUUUGUGUGUAUUUGAAUUUAUUUUGGGAUGGUCGAGUUAUAAUUGCUGCUUAUUGUGGGAGUAGGUGUGUGAUCCUCUGCUAUAUUAGCUGUCAAGAUAUUGGCUUUUUUUAGUAUUUUUAUUUUAUAUUUCAA